Messenger RNA from Astyanax mexicanus (Mexican tetra), 3225 nucleotides. It is a transcript of the gene hhipl2, whose product is annotated as HHIP-like 2. The coding region runs from base 141 to 2708 and encodes 855 amino acids. The record is from RefSeq and is a predicted model, not a curated record. NCBI's taxonomy places the organism in Eukaryota, Metazoa, Chordata, Actinopteri, Characiformes, Acestrorhamphidae. The transcript has 9 exons.
GCGCUUUACCCACGUACACGCACACCCACACACACCCUCACAGGCAGACGAACACACACACACGCACACAGAUACAAAUGCGCGCGCGUGCACGCGCUUGAGGGAAAACACUCAGGCGCUCUCUCGAACACACGGCAAAAAUGCCUAGAGAGAGGGGUCCUCAGGGUGAGUGCAGGGCCAGUGCUGGGGGGCUGUGGAGCGCAGAGCUGCCCAUCCCGUGUGCUCUCCGGCGCUUCUUCUUUACCACAGUUUUUACCACGUUUUUAAGACCCACACUGUCUCACCCCCAGUGUCUGGACUUCCAGCCCCCCUUCAAGCCCCCUUUCCACCUGGAGUUCUGCACCCAUUACGAGCAGUUCGGCUGCUGUGACCAGAAGACGGACAACGUCAUAGCGGAGAGGUACUGGGACAUCAUAGACCUGCUGGGUGAUGAGGGGUAUGAGCUGUGCGGAGACCUGCUGAAGGACAUCCUCUGCCAGGAGUGCUCCCCAUACGCAGCACACCUCUAUGAUGCUGAAGAUCCGUACACUCCAGUGCGCCACCUCCCAGGACUGUGCUCCAGUUACUGUUCCAACUUCCACACCAAGUGCCACUCCGCGGUUAAGUACUUGACGGACAGUAAGAUCCUGCAGGAGUCCUGCGAGAAAGACGGCCCACGCUUCUGCAACUUGAUCAACCUGCCUGACCAGGACUAUUGCUACCCCAAUGUCGUCCACAACAACGAGCUGUCCAAUAACCUAGGCAAAGUGACAGAAGACACCAAAGGCUGUCUGCAACUAUGUCUGACAGAAGUGGCCAAUGGGCUGAGGAACCCUGUGCUGAUGCUGCACAGCGGGGAUGGCACCCACCGCAUGUUUGUGGCUGAACAGCUGGGCUUCGUUUGGGUGUUCCUGUGGGACGGCAGUCGCCUGGAGCGGCCCUUCCUGGACAUGAGCGGCGAUGUGCUGACCACAGGGUGGCUGGGUGACGAGAGGGGCUUCCUGGGUCUGGCCUUCCACCCACAAUACAAAACCAAUGGGCGCUUCUUUAUCUACUAUUCCAUUCUAAUUAACAGCAAGCUGGAGAAGAUCCGCAUCAGCGAGAUGAGGGUUUCCCCUCAUGACAUGAACGUGGCAGACCCCCACUCUGAGAGGGUCCUUCUUGAAAUUGAAGAGCCAGCUGCAAACCAUAAUGGUGGACAGCUUUUGUUUGGUCUGGAUGGAUAUCUGUACAUCUUCACUGGAGAUGGUGGAAAAGCAGGGGAUCCUUUUGGAAAGUUUGGAAAUUCCCAAAACAAGUCAGCUUUGUUGGGCAAAGCUCUUCGCAUUGAUGUAGACAGGAGCAGUAAUAACGGAAAGCCCUACCAGAUUCCCCCAGAUAACCCUUUCAUCGGUCAGCCAGAUGCCAGGCCUGAGGUCUAUGCAUAUGGUGUGCGGAACAUGUGGCGUUGCUCAGUGGACAGGGGUGACCCGGUGAGCCGCUAUGGCAGGGGCAGGAUUUUCUGUGGGGAUGUCGGACAGAACAGAUAUGAAGAGAUUGACAUCAUCGAGAAAGGUGGAAACUAUGGCUGGAGGGCGAAGGAAGGCUUUGAAUGCUUCGACGUGAAAUUAUGUCAAAACUCCUCACUGGAUGACAUCCUUCCCAUUCAUGCCUAUGGCCACCAUAUUGGAAAGUCAGUAACUGGAGGCUACGUUUACAGAGGAUGCGAGUCACCCAACCUCAAUGGCCUGUACAUCUUUGGAGAUUUUAUGAGCGGACGAUUGAUGGCUCUAGAGGAGGACAAGAUUAGCGGGAGCUGGAAGGAGAGAAAUGUGUGUAUGGGUGACACUAAGACCUGCUCGUUUCCUGGCCUUAUCAAUCACCACCACAAGUUUAUCAUCUCAUUUGCAGAAGAUGAAGCAGGAGAGCUUUAUUUUCUGGCAACCUCAUACCCAAGUGCAGUGUCUCCAUUUGGAACUAUCUACAAAUUUAUGGACCCCUCCAGGAGAGCACCUCCAGGCAAAUGCAAAAGCAAGCCACUUCCUGUGAAAGUGAAAGGGAAGAAGGUGCCAUUCAUUCCCAGAGAAUUGACCGUCCUGGAUACCAGUGAAGUACCUACAAGACCACCUCUAAAAAGGGUGAAACUUACCACCAGACCACCACUCACCACCCACUCCACCACCCAACCCACAGUGACCACCACAGCCACAUCAAUACAAAAGCCAUUGAAUGCAACAUUUUCAACUAAUUUACCACAAACAAAGAAAGAGAAAAUAUCUUUGUAUAAAACAAAGCCCAACAGAAAAAAGGUCAGCGUAAAAACAGCAAAUAAAGCGACUCCUCAGCAAAAGAUCAAAUCACAAUCCAAGAACACGAUUGAAAAGGAUCCCAAAACCCCUAAUGUUUCCUUGAAAGCCUCAGAUAAAGGACAAAAAACAAAACCCAACAAACAAGUAAAACCAAAAAAACCUACAAAACCAACGAAAAUGGACAAAUCAGCCAUCACGCCACAGAAGACUAAAAAGGCAGGGAAAGGAAGAAUGAAACCCGUGACAUCAAAACCAAAGGUUGCAGGGAAAAAGAAGCCAGCCUCUUGGUCCCAGAAGACUAAAGAGACUAAAGAGACUAAAGAAAAGGGAACAAAGGAAUCUGUCAUUCCUAAACCUAAGCUUAAGGACCCAGACAGGAAUCAGAUCGAGAGCAAAAAGCUGAAGGAAAACUCUCUCAUCAAAAAGAAGAUGAUGUCUUAAUUGCCCAAGGUAUGCACUGCUGGCCCACCUUCACCUAAACUUGAAAUGAACUAAGCCUUAACACAGCUCAUCAAUUCAAUACUGAAGUUACAAAGUGGUGCUGAAAUAGCAGUACUUUGCCACAUAUAUAGCUCCCCAGUCUGUGUGCCAUAUGAGUGCUCUUCAAAUGUUGAUCCUUUUUUGGCAUGUGGUAAGGUAAUUAGUACAGGGCGAUGGUUUUAUUUCAUAUCAGAAGAAAGCUAAAAGGGGAAACUAUAUAUAUGCAGACAAGCAGGAAUGCUCAUGUGCGUUUUUGGAAAACAGGAUUCUUUGAGACUAAAAUAUGCUGUGUUGUAAAAUGUACAAAUUUUAUGACCGUCUUAUGAAGUACGGAAAUAAACUUUUUUUUUUUUAACCAAAAGAAAAUCUUGUUAAACCACAGUGGAAUUGGUAUGUUUUAAAUAAACAACAGUGAAAAUCAAAGAGCAGCAUGCAGAGUGCAUGAUAAGGUAUGAUUGGUGCUGUUUUGCUUUAGCCA